This is a messenger RNA of Microcebus murinus (gray mouse lemur), 9467 nucleotides long. Lineage: Eukaryota; Metazoa; Chordata; Mammalia; Primates; Cheirogaleidae. The record is from RefSeq and is a predicted model, not a curated record.
AGUCUCCUGUUAUGUGGGUGUCGUGAGUUGACUAGUGGCGCCCUGAAGAUAUGUCCACGUCCUAACUCCCAGAAGCUCUGAAGGUGAGCUUAUUUGGAAAAAUAAGGGUCUUUGCAGAUGUGAUUAAAGAUCUGGAGAUGAGAUCAUCCUGGAUUUAGGGUAGACUCAAAAUCCGAUGACAAGUGUCCUUAUAACCAAAAGGGAGAGGGAGAUUUGAGACACAGUGGCACAGGGGGAGAAGGCCACGUGAAGACAGAGGCAGAGACUGGAGAGAUGCAGCCACAAGCCACAAGCCAAGGAGCCACCAGGAAGGAUUGGAUCUGCUGACACCCAGAUUUUAGACUUCUAGCUUCCAGAAAUAUGAGGACAUACAUUUCUGUUGUUUCAAGCCACCAUGUUUGUGGUACCUGUUCCAGCAGCCUCACAGAAAUCAUAUUGAUGGUGGGGGGGACUUCUGCCCCUCACCCUGUGCCUUCCUACGCUUGGGGGAUAGCAGAGAGCCCUUCCCCCUAGACUGAAGAACACAGUUUUUUUCUUAAGAAAACAGAAAGGUAAUGCAGUUUUUGGAAGGGUCAUGCAGCCAGUCGGAUCAUCAGAAUUAACUCUGGGGUGAGUGGCUCUGCUUGGGCCACGGGCAUUUGCCCCAGAGAACUGUAAGAGCGUCUUUCUACAAUAGCUGUGGGUAGGGCUCCUUGGUUUGUUUUUGUUCCCCCCUGUCCUUCCCUCUACCUGAAGCUCAUCUGAAAGCUAGUUUUACAUUGCUGCUACCCUUUUCUCACUCUGGUCAGAAUCCUCUUUUCUGUGGCAUCAUAAAUGGUUUCCAUGGAAACAAAAGGUUGGGCUAGAAUGAUGCCAAUGUGCAUGUAAACUUCAGAAUUAAACAAGGGCUGUUGUUUUUGCCUGCCACGGAGUUUCAUUCAUUCUGCUCAUGUCACAGGGGACGUUGGCGUGUGCAGCCAUCGCUCCUUGGUUUUCUACGCGGUUCCAACCUUCCUGGCUUAAUGAAGUGUGGAGCCGCCCAGGGACAGCCGGGAUCUUCAUGUCUCUCAUUCUUCAGGCUUUCUCGUAGUUUUGGCGUGUGCAUGUGAAUGUCAACAGGUGAGGAGUACUUAGGACACAGCUACCGACGUGUGCAGACUUCUCCAAGGAAAUUCCUGGCCAGCACCGUUUUCCUUCAAAUCGAGAGGACACAUCAAUGGAUGGCAAGACAGUCACAGGAGAUGGAUGGGCCACCAGACUGCGGAAUUAGCGUUUCCCAAAGUGUAUUCUGCGGAACUAGCACCUACUGUGUUCUCAACACCGUGCCACCUAUAGAAGAUGAUCAUGGGAACAGCAAUAGUAGUCAUGUAAAAAUCUUUUUACCGAAAAAGCUGCUUGAAUGUCUGCCGAAAUGUUCAAGUUUACCAAAAGAGAGGCACCGUUGGAACACUAAUGAGGAAAUUGCAGCUUAUUUAAUAACAUUUGAGAAACACGAAGAAUGGCUAACCACCUCCCCUAAGACAAGACCACAGAAUGGCUCAAUGAUCCUCUACAACAGGAAGAAAGUGAAAUACAGGAAAGAUGGGUAUUGCUGGAAAAAGAGGAAAGACGGGAAAACGACCCGAGAGGACCACAUGAAACUCAAGGUCCAGGGAGUGGAGUGCUUGUACGGCUGCUAUGUCCAUUCCUCCAUCAUCCCCACCUUCCACCGGAGGUGCUACUGGCUCCUUCAGAACCCCGACAUCGUCCUGGUGCACUACCUGAACGUGCCGGCCAUCGAGGACUGCGGCAAGCCCUGCGGCCCCAUCCUCUGCUCCAUCAACACCGACAAGAAGGAGUGGGCAAAAUGGUCGAAGGAAGAGCUCAUCGGGCAGCUGAAGCCCAUGUUCCAUGGCAUCAAGUGGACCUGCAGCAAUGGCAACAGCAGCUCAGGCUUCUCGGUGGAGCAGCUGGUGCAGCAGAUCCUCGACAGCCACCAGACCAAGCCCCAGCCGCGGACCCACAACUGCCUCUGCACCGGCAGCUUGGCAGCAGGCAGCAGCGUGCAUCACAAGUGUAACAGUGCCAAACACCGCAUCAUCUCGCCAAAGGUCGAGCCACGGACAGGGGGGUAUGGGAGCCACUCCGAGGUGCAGCACAACGACGUGUCCGAGGGCAAGCACGAGCACAGCCACAGCAAGGGCUCGGGCCGCGAGAAGAGGAAUGGCAAGGUGGCCAAGCCCGUGCUGCUGCACCAGAACAGCACCGAGGUCUCCUCCACCAACCAGGUGGAGGUCCCCGACACCACCCAGAGUUCCCCUGUGUCCAUCAGCAGCGGGCUCAACAGUGACCCGGACAUGGUGGACAGCCCCGUGGUCACGGGCGUGUCCAGCAUGGCAGUGGCCUCCGUGAUGGGGAGCUUGUCCCAAAGCGCCACGGUGUUCAUGUCGGAGGUCACCAACGAGGCUGUGUAUACCAUGUCCCCCACCUCCGGCCCCAACCACCACCUCCUCUCCCCCGACGCCUCUCAGGGCCUGGUCCUGGCCGUGAGCUCCGACGGCCACAAGUUCGCCUUCCCCACCACGGGCAGCUCAGAAAGCCUGUCGAUGCUGCCCACCAACGUGUCCGAGGAGUUGGUCCUCUCCACCACCCUCGACGGUGGCCGGAAGAUUCCCGAAACCACCAUGAACUUUGACCCUGACUGUUUCCUCAAUAACCCAAAGCAGGGCCAGACGUACGGGGGCGGAGGCCUGAAAGCCGAGAUGGUCAGCACCAACAUCCGGCACUCGCCGCCGGUGGAGAGGAGCUUCAGCUUCACCACCGUCCUCACCAAGGAGAUUAAGACAGAGGACACCUCUUUCGAGCAGCAGAUGGCCAAAGAAGCGUACUCUUCCUCCGCGGCAGCCACGGCGUCCAGCUCCCUCACCCUGACCGCCGGCUCCAGCCUCCUGCCAUCGGGUGGUGGCCUGAGCCCCAGCACCACCCUGGAGCAGAUGGACUUCAGUGCCAUAGACUCCAACAAGGACUACACGUCCAGCUUCAGCCAAACAGGCCACAGCCCCCACAUCCACCAGACCCCCUCUCCGAGCUUCUUCCUGCAGGACGCCAGCAAACCCCUCCCCCUCGAGCAGAAUGCCCACAGCAGCCUGAGUGACUCUGGGGGCACCUUUGUGAUGCCCACGGUGAAAACAGAGGCCUCGUCCCAGACCAGCUCUUGCAGUGGCCACGUGGAGACGCGGAUAGAGUCCACCUCCUCCCUCCACCUCAUGCAGUUCCAGGCCAACUUCCAGGCCAUGACGGCAGAAGGGGAGGUCACCAUGGAGACCUCGCAGGCAGCCGAAGGGGGCGAGGUCCUCCUCAAGUCUGGGGAGCUGCAGGCCUGUAGCUCUGAGCACUACCUGCAGCCCGAGACCAACGGGGUGAUCCGCAGCGCUGGUGGCGUCCCCCUCCUCCCUGGCAACGUGGUGCAGGGACUCUACCCAGUGGCCCAGCCCAGCCUCGGCAACGCCUCCAACAUGGAGCUCAGCCUGGACCACUUUGAUAUCUCCUUCAGCAACCAGUUCUCCGACCUGAUCAAUGACUUCAUCUCCGUGGAGGGGGGCAGUGGCACCAUCUAUGGGCACCAGCUGGUGUCGGGGGACAGCGCGGCACUCUCGCAGUCGGAAGAUGGGGCUCGCGCCCCCUUCACCCAGGCGGAGAUGUGCAUCCCCUGCUGCAGCCCCCAGCAGGGGAGCCUGCAGCUGAGCAGCGCGGAGGCCGGGGCCAGCACCAUGGCCUACAUGCACGUCGCGGAGGUGGUCUCGGCCGCCUCUGCCCAGGGCACCCUGGGGAUGCUGCAGCAGAGUGGACGGGUGUUCAUGGUGACCGACUACUCCCCAGAGUGGUCUUACCCAGAGGGAGGAGUGAAGGUCCUCAUCACAGGCCCGUGGCAGGAAGCCAGCAAUAACUACAGCUGCCUGUUCGACCAGAUCUCAGUGCCUGCAUCCUUGAUUCAGCCCGGGGUGCUGCGCUGCUACUGCCCAGCCCAUGACACUGGUCUAGUGACCCUACAAGUUGCCUUCAACAACCAGAUCAUCUCCAACUCGGUGGUGUUUGAGUACAAAGCUCGGGCCCUGCCCACACUCCCUUCCUCCCAGCACGACUGGCUGUCAUUGGACGAUAACCAGUUCAGGAUGUCCAUCCUGGAGCGGCUGGAGCAGAUGGAAAGGAGGAUGGCUGAGAUGACAGGGUCCCAGCAGCACAGACAGGCGAGCGGAGGAGGCAGCAGUGGCAGCGGCAGUGGCGGCGGGAACGGCGGCAGUCAAGCCCAGUGUGCUUCUGGGACCGGGACCUUGGGGAGCUGCUUCGAGAGCCGCGUGGUCGUUGUGUGUGAGAAGAUGAUGAGCCGAGCCUGCUGGGCAAAGUCCAAGCACUUGAUCCACUCAAAGACGUUCCGUGGAAUGACCCUCUUACACCUGGCUGCCGCCCAGGGUUACGCCACCCUGAUCCAGACCCUCAUCAAGUGGCGCACAAAGCAUGCGGAUAGCAUCGAUUUGGAACUGGAAGUCGACCCCUUGAAUGUGGACCACUUCUCCUGUACUCCUCUGAUGUGGGCCUGUGCCCUCGGGCACCUGGAAGCUGCUGUCGUGCUGUACAAGUGGGACCGCCGGGCCAUCUCCAUUCCCGACUCUCUAGGAAGACUGCCUUUGGGAAUUGCCAGGUCAAGGGGUCAUGUGAAAUUAGCAGAAUGUCUGGAGCACCUGCAGAGAGAUGAGCAGGCUCAGCUGGGACAGAACCCCAGAAUCCACUGUCCUCCAAGUGAGGAGCCUCCUACAGAUAGUUGGAUGGCGCAGUGGCACAGCGAAGCCAUUAACUCUCCAGAAAUACCCAAGGGAGUCACUGUCAUUGCCAGUACCAAUCCAGAGCUGAGAAGACCUCGGUCUGAACCCUCUAAUUACUACAGCAGUGAGAGCCACAAAGAUUAUCCGGCUCCCAAAAAGCAUAAAUUGAACCCUGAGUACUUCCAGGCAAGGCAGGAGAAGCUGCUUUCCACUGCACUGAGUCUGGAACAGCCAAAUAUCAGGAAGCAAAGCCCUAGUUCUAAGCAGCCUGUCCCUGAGACAGUCAGCCCCAGUGAAGGAGUGAGGGACUACAGCCGGGAACUCUCCCCUCCCACUCCAGAGACUGCAGGAUUCCAAGCCUCUGGAUCUCAGCCUGUAGGAAAGUGGAAUGCCAAAGAUCUUUACAUUGGUGUGUCUACAGUACAGGUGACUGGAAAUCCGAAGGGGACCAGUGUAGGAAAGGAUGCAGCACCUUCACAGGUGCGUCCACGGGAACCAAUGAGUGUCCUGAUGAUGGCUAGCAGAGAGGUGGUGAACACAGAGAUGGGGGCCUACCGGGAUAGUGCAGAAAACGAAGAGUGCUCGCAACCCAUGGAUGACAUCCAGGUGAGCCGUGGCGAGGUGAACAUGAUGACCUUGGCAGAACACAUUAUUGAAGCCACCCCUGAACGAAUCAAGCAGGAGAAUUUUGUGCCCAUGGAGGCCUCAGGAUUGGAAAGGACAGGGCCUGCCACCAUUAGCAGUACAAUGAGCUGGCUGGCCAGUUACCUUGCUGAUGCGGAUCGUCUGCCAAAUGCUGCCCAGAUCAGAAGUGCAUAUAAUGAGCCUCUCACCCCUUCUUCUAAUACCAGCCUGAGCCCUGUAGGCUCUCCUGUCAGUGAAAUAGCUUUCGAGAAACCUAACCUGCCCUCAGCAGCGGACUGGUCAGAAUUCCUAAGCGCAUCUACCAGUGAGAAGGUUGAGAAUGAGUUUGCUCAGCUGACUCUGUCUGACCAUGAGCAGAGGGAGCUCUACGAAGCUGCCAGGCUUGUCCAGACAGCUUUCCGGAAAUACAAGGGACGACCCUUGCGGGAACAGCAAGAAGUAGCUGCUGCUGUCAUUCAGCGUUGUUACAGAAAAUAUAAACAGCUGACAUGGAUAGCCUUGAAGUAUGCACUUUAUAAAAAGAUGACACAGGCUGCCAUCCUUAUCCAGAGCAAAUUCCGAAGUUAUUAUGAACAAAAAAAAUUUCAGCAGAGCCGACGGGCUGCUGUGCUGAUCCAGAAGUAUUAUCGGAGUUAUAAGAAAUGUGGCAAAAGACGGCAGGCUCGCCGAACAGCUGUAAUUGUACAACAGAAACUCAGGAGCAGUUUGCUAACCAAAAAGCAGGACCAAGCUGCUCGAAAAAUAAUGAGGUUUCUACGCCGCUGUCGCCACAGCCCCCUGGUGGACCAUAGGCUGUACAAAAGGAGUGAAAGAAUUGAAAAAGGCCAAGGAACUUGAAGACAUACAGCAGCAUCCCUUAGCAAUGUGACAUUGCUUUUCAGACUGUUUUCAUUUCUGUUUUUAGCAGAGACAUGCAACAACAACAUACACGCGCACACACACACACACACACACACACACAAUCCCUCUGCAGUGUUGGGGAGAUCAGCUGCAGGAUUUUAACAGGAAUGUUUUGGUCAUUGCAUUUGCACUUUCAUGGACAACUUUUAAUUUGAUCAGCAAGACAUCUUGGAACUCAAUCUUCUGUUGGAUCAUGGGAAAACAAGACACCAGGAGGAAUUGAAAGAGGCUUCUUCUUAGGAAGAAGUCAUUUCCUUCUCAUAUAGGGCUGUAUUCAAACAUCGUGUGGAACUGUACAAAUAUUUAUACCAAAAAUAUAGAUAAGAAAAGGUGGGGAUAUACUAGCAACAAAAAAGAAUGCUGUGCCUGCACCUGUCGGUUAUUUCCAAGAAGCUGAAUCUUUGGGAUUGAUUCUCAGUGGAGGGCUUAGAUCAUACAAAUCUUUAUUGGGUCCGUGUGUUCUCAUUUCCUUCACUGUUUAUUUUGUUUGUUUGUUUGUUUGUUUGUUUUAAUCUCUACAGCACACUUAAUGCAACUUUUAAAAUCUGCAGGUUUUUAAUGUCUUGUGGAAAUUUGCAGAGGGGCGGGUGUGUGGUAAACGGGUAAUGCAUGGGAAACAAUGAGAAACAGCUUACAGAGUUUAAAUUUAUUUUCUUGUCCCCACCACCUCCCAAGAACCUGCGAGGAUAGUAAUCAUCUUGUCCCCUUUUUCAUGUUCAGCACUUUAAUUUUUUUGCCUUACUUUCAUGUGCAAUGAAAAUUACUUAAGAAUUGGUAAAGCAUGUAGCCUUUUUUAGUAACCUUGGAAACUGUAGUAAUUCUAAGGAAUCAUAAACCUUGCCUGGACAUUUGCCACCUAAAUGAUCAGUGUGGUGCUGCGUUCUGGCCAGUAAAUUCCAUGUUUUUGGCUAUAUCUCAUCCAAAUGGAGCAGUUUCUGUGUAUAUAUAGAAGGUAGAAAUGAAAAGUGAGAAAAUAUUUGAAAGGGAUUAUAUUAAUUGCUAAAUAUUUUAUUCACAAAGGUCAAUAACAUGGCAAGAUAAAAUUAUUUGUAUAGUUUUGUCUGAAUGAGCGAGAAAAAUGUGGAUGUACUGUUUGUAUAUAUUGUAUAUAUUAAAACAAAGAGAUAUGUGCAUGAACUCAAGAAGAAAUGAACAAAAGCAAAGCAUUAGUGGCUAUGGUCUGUAAAAUGAAACAAAAAAACUUUAUUUCACUAUAAGAGUACUUUAUUUUAAAUGUUCUUUAGAAGAACAUUUUGCUAAAGCAUGACUAAACUGCAAAAAAAAAAAAGAGCUACUGUAUUUAGACUUAGGAAAAAAGGCAGAGUAACAUUACUUAAAAAAAAAAAAGGAUAUGUUUACAUUUAAUUUUGGCUACCAGGAGUUUAGUUUAUUUUAUUUAAAAUUUUUUUGCCAAUGGUGCCAAGUAAUGUGAAUGCUAAUAUUGCUUAAGAAAAUUAAGUUACUUUUGCAAAACAGAUAAUCAUAAGAUGAAUCAGUAUGUAGCUUAACACCAUCCACUCACUCCAACAAAGAACACUUAGAAUGAUCAAAACCUGACAAAAGAAAUACUAUGAAAAGUAGAAAAAUGUCACGCUUCCAUAUCUCCUGCUGGAAAUCAGAAAAUGUUAUAAAAAUUGCACAAAAAGUAACUAAAAAUGAAAACGAGUCAGACUGGUCUUGUUAGGGAUGUCAUGGUGUAUUACUAUUUCCACAUAAUGAGGAGCCAAAGAAAUCUGAUGUUUUUAAAAAUUAAACUACUAAUGUUAAAUUGAGAGAAUAAAGUUUGCAUUUGCUGAUGCCAGUUUAAAACUCCCAGGUUAAGUUUAAGGAUCAGUUGGUGUGAAGCUGAGAUUUUUUUCUUGGUUCUGGCUGCCAACUGUGAGUUAAAACUCAAGGCUUGUUGUGAAGCCUAAAAAUAUUCACAAAUAAGCUUUUAAACUGGUGUCUUUGGAAGGAAGGUAGAUACAAAAAGAUUGUGGUAAAAACUGGGGUCAGUGCUCUUGGUGCCUUUUCUAUAAUUGUACUUGUUUUUUAAUUACUUCCUUUCACUGCCAACCUCGAAUUACUGUACAGUAUAUGUCUUUCUGCUUGUGAUCAGCUUUGACAACAGUGACAGCCCCACAACUAGUAGCCACCUGUACAUUUGUAAACUGACCUGACUCAAUUUUGUUUUUAAAUGUGUGGGUUAUGUUGCAGCUGUUGCAGUCCCCCAAAUACGUAUUAUUUUACACAAUUUGACCUAUAGGAGGACACUGAGUAAUUUAUGAACACACAAUUGCAUUCAUAAAUGGGAACAGAAUGUGAAAGCCAGCUCUUUCAGAACAUCCUAUAUUAAUACUGAAUUUUAGAUAUGUUUAUUCCAUUUAUUAUGGUACAACUAAUGAUCUUUUGACCAGAGUAAUGACCUCAGUGGAUUUGCUUUAACCCUCACAUUUAUUUUUUUUUAAAUGUUUCACAUGCUACAUUAUUAGCUGAAUAAGUUAGGAAAUUCCAGAAGAUAGAGACUUAUGUAGAAUUAGGAGGGUUUUUAUGGAAGGGAUGGGAAGUAGGUUCAAAGCCUACCACCAGUGUAACCUACCAGUACAACUGUGAAUCCUAGGUGAGGUAAAAAUGCACUUCCACUGAAACAAAGCAUUUCUGACUGCUUUUCCUUGGUUGUAAAUCUUAAUUUUGAAUAUAAGAUGAUAGGUAAGCGCAGCUUUCUUGGAUAAUCUGAAUUCCCAAGUGCCAGGAGUAGGAUUUCAUUAUAAAAUUAAUAGCUAAUCUUAUUCUAUCUCCUGAAGAUUUAAUUGCUAUUCUUGUUACCCAUUCAAAAUCAGCUGUACUGUGUGAACGAAAUAAAGACAAUAACACGAACCCCUCUCUGGCUGCACGGUCGCUUAUGGCAGUUCCACACAGUAGUUGGCGCCCAAUGGGGGGUCCCUGAGACUUGCAUGUAAAACUAGUCUAGAUGUCUUCUUUUUUGUAAGUUUUAUUUUUGUAAUUGUGCAUGUAAAGCAUCAUUGAAUCAAUGGAUCUGUUGAAGAACUCAGCUGCUGGAAACCAUGCAAAAUGUUUUGAAUUGCCCUUAAAAUAUGGAAAAUGUUUUCUGAAUGCUUUAUAUUCUUUCUGCUGUAAAUUAAAAAUGAAGAAAAUUUCCCCAUA